UCAAUGUGGCGGACAUCCAUAGUCACCAGGAAUAUUAGUUCCAACAAGAAACAGUUCAUGCUGAUUGAUAUAAUGUUCUCUGUGAUUAGUGUGUGAGUUGGGCGUUUGAGACCCGGUUUGAAGUACUUUAAACUAACUCGUCAAGUGAAUCACAGAACCUGAAAGAAGCUUCAAUUUGAUGGGGGUGUAGACAAACACUGGUCCCUUGAUUCAGGGACCAGGCCGGGCAGCACUGUCAUGAGGGACGGUGACAUCCCCACAAUCUUCAACCCGCGCCGAUUUCGGACGCCUAGCGUAGUAGUCACAGGGGAUGAACAGCCUCGAGGUAGUGUUCCCAACGGACCGUUCACUAGUUCCGCCCAUCUGCAGCACACAGAUUCCGUUACUGGCAGUCAGCAGGCAGCAGAGCCGUCCUCUGGCAGCGGCGCUUUGCACAAGUUGAAGAGCUGCAAGAACUCAUGCUGCUCGCGGUCAGCACGGAAGAUUUACUUCGGAGUGUGUGUGACCAUUUGUGUGACUGCUUCCUGGGUCGGAGCUACCCACUGCAUCAAGUAUCUCUACCUCCGUCGACCUGUUCCCAACACAAGCUACUCAAACAACAGCAACUCAAUGCACCGCCACAUCGUGGUGCCCUAUAAUGCUCCAUUCUUCACCACAUGGUUCUGCACCAACUGGACUGUCCUCUUCUUCCCACUCUACUUCAUCUGUUGUCUGAUAUCAACCAAGUGCAAGUCACCUGGAAGCAUCUUGUGGGAAAGUGUGUGGAAUUUUCGGGACAAGGGCUUCACUGCAGCUCGAUUUCUGACCCGCUGCAGCCUCUUCUGUCUCCUGUGGGUUGCAACCAACUACAUGUACAUCCAUUCACUACGGAUCCUUUUAGCCACUGAUGUAAUGGCACUGUUUGCCACCAAUGUGUCCUGUGUGUAUCUGCUAUCAUGGGUGAUUCUUCAUGAACAAUUUGUUGGUGUCAGAAUUGUGGCUGUGAUCCUGUGUGAUACGGGGAUAGCCCUGCUUGCUUAUAUGGAUGGCAUCACUGGCAGUCCCACACUGGGUGGUGUGGUGCUGGCUGCUUGUGCAGCUGCAGGUUCUGCAGUAUAUAAGGUUCUAUUCAAGAAGGUAAUUGGAGAGGCCAGUUAUGGCCAAGUGUCUCUAUUUUUCUCACUCAUUGGCCUCUUUAAUGCUGCGCUUCUAUGGCCUCUCUGCCUGGUGCUGUACUUCACAAGGGUGGAAACCCUGUACUGGGAGCAGCUGCCAUGGCCUGCAUUACUUGCAGCAAGUGGACUCUCACUAGCUGCCAAUCUCCUGGGGAACUUCAGUGUGGCACUAACUUACGAUUUGUUCAUCACCCUCGGCCUCAUCACAGCUGUUCCAGUUUCUGCAGCUUUGGAUGUAGUGUUGUAUGGAGCCCACUUCGUGGGAAUGAAACUAGCAGGGAUGAUCCUCAUAGCUGUUGGCUUCUUUUUGGUCAUGUUUCCUGACAACUGGCCUGACUACAUCACACGUCUCCUGCGAAACCUCAUCAUGUUGAGCCACAGCGCAAGAUGGAGUCGACGUAAUCGUCACGGUGCCCAAGGAAGCCAGAGGCGUGACAUUGUGGAUUACAGGACAGGUUAUAUUAGAUCACACCUCCGUUCCCCAUCAGGAAGAGUGAGAUGACCCGACCCAGGACAUAGCAUCACUGAUCUUGACCUAUGAUUUAAUUCUCAGAAUCUUAGAUUAUUGCAGGAUGAAGGAUGUGCUAUUAGAUUAGUUGGUGGGAUAAUGAGGCACUCAUCUGACAGCUAUCAGUUAUUAGGCAUGGUAUUGUUACCAGCAGUUGAAAUUGUAAAGUGAAAAUCUCCUCUCACAUUCACUUCUUUGCCUCCUGACUGAAACUGUACAGUGUGUACAGAUGUGCCCCAGUCAUAUGUGAGAAGCAGAAUGAAAGUUGUCAUUCAGUGAACUAUCUACUCUGACUUCUCUUUAAAUUAGUUUUCUAAAAUCACUUCAAUGACAUCACAACCUGUAGUGAAUAUUAAGUGCAGAUUACGGUGCAUGUCCUCUCUCUUCAUGUUCAAAAGGAAUUCAGAAGUAUCUGCAACAUCUGUAAACUAAAAUAACUACAUAUAAGUAAAUUAUAAUUAAUUAAAAUGGCCAUAACAUUACAGAACAUGUCACAAGAUGGAAACCGGGGAACUCAUUUAAGUCCACAAAUUGCUGUGGUACCACUCCUGGCAUCUCUCAGUAAUGUCUUGGUUUCUUUGUGCAGUGAAUGUGGCAUCCCACCGUAAUCUACACCUCGUUCAAUAACAUUAAGCCAAUAGAAGAUUAUAACGUAUCAGUAGCUACAGCAUUCAACUUCAAUGAUAUUGCAUAUAGAAAAAGUAGUUCUGAUAUAUUUGUCAUGCUAUUUUAUCUGAAUUUCUAUUAUCAUUUCUUCAGCACAGCAUAUCUAGAAUUCAAGUUCAAUUCCAUUUGCAUUGGUAGAUUACCAACAUUAAACACCCACUGCCAUUCUAAUGAGAUGUCUGUAUCCUUCUAGCAUCUUCAGGGAAUCUAUUUUAUUCGCAUUGUCAUAAAAGAACAGUUGCCUAUGGAAUACAUGUGGAUACCAAUCUGAUAAUCAGAUUUAAUGCAGUCUUUCAAUCUCAACACCAUUUGAAAUAACGAUUUACAUUUUUAAUAAAGUUUUCCAGCGGUGCAAUAGGGGUAUCAAAAGCUCUACUGUUUCCCAUGAUAAAUAACCUCUGUGCAGUUUUUCACAUGGCACAUAAUAAAUCUAUUCUGCAAAGCUGUCAUUCUCAGAGAAAAGAGGCAGUGGCUUCACUCUGAUGUCGGUUGAACAACCAUGCAGAUGAUGAGCUCCUAAACCCUUUACUGCCACUCUAAUUUAUUCAUAAAUUUAGAAACAGUUUUACUUUAUGGUGACCCUGUAUUUGAGCCUUCAUGGCCUAACUUGUUACACAGUAACUUGCUUACUGCUGAAAGUCAUAAUGAAGUACGAGUAGUAAGCACUCCUGAUUUACAUUUGGUAGGUUUUCAGUUUGAAUCUUCACUGAGAAAUCAGAUAUUCUGACACAGGAUUUUCAUGUUUUUCUUGAUCACUCCAUGUAAAUUGUGCAAUAGUACCUCAAGACAUUCCAUUACUGUCUACUCCUCUACACUAUUACAGUACCAAUGACCCAUUUAAACCAGUAGCUCAAAAGUAUGUGGUAUCAGUUGACCACUUAUGAGUUUUCUGAGUUUGUACCUCUAAGAGUGUAGUUAAGUAAACAUACAUCAGCCCUGUACCAUCCCUCCCUUACAGAAAAGAAUAUUAACAGAUAUAUACAUACGCUGGUGCAGUAAUGUCAUAUGUAUAAUACUAAAACUGCAAGCCUUCUCUUACUUCCCUAUAACCUUAUCCUGCCCUUCUAAAUUGGCAUGAAAUUCAGGCUAGCAAGAUUGAUCAGAACCUGGAAAACAUAUAGUAUAUAUUUAAACCAGCUAACCUGAUGUAAGACCAGCCACCAUCCACAUAUUCCUCUGCUUCAUGUAAUUAAUUACAGGGAUGCCACCACCUGCAUAUAUUUUUUGGGCAAAUUCCUCACACAUUUCUGUUGUCUCCAUUAUUUUAUUACACUUACCUUGCAUAUCAGACCAAUACAAUCCUAUAUCCUACAAUCCUACUGAAAAAUAUCUAUGCUACAGAACAUAGAGGAUUGUUUACGACCUAUAAUUUUUAGUUUAAAAAUUUUUCAAUAUGAUGUAUAUUUAAUACAAGAAAAGAAAUGUGACCAAAACCAUAACAAUAUAGUUGGUUGGCCCAAUGGCUUUGUAUCUGCAACGAAUUAACAUCAAGACCAAAAUGGCAUAUUUCACAUUCAGGAAAUAUGUGUUCUUCAGAUUGGAGUAUACCUCCUUUGUUGUUCAUAUGUGGAGAUUUAAGAUUGUCUACAAAUAUAAUAAAACUGUGUAUUAGUAUGAAACAGAAAUAUAACCACUGGAAAGUAAA
Molecule: messenger RNA, 3973 nt
Organism: Cryptotermes secundus
Lineage: Eukaryota; Metazoa; Arthropoda; Insecta; Blattodea; Kalotermitidae
Product: putative thiamine transporter SLC35F3
Exons: 12
Coding region: 238-1656 (472 amino acids)
Biological process (GO): transmembrane transport
Cellular component (GO): membrane
Molecular function (GO): transmembrane transporter activity
Source: RefSeq, a predicted model, not a curated record